Molecule: messenger RNA, 1023 nt
Organism: Rubroshorea leprosula
Lineage: Eukaryota; Viridiplantae; Streptophyta; Magnoliopsida; Malvales; Dipterocarpaceae
Source: the annotation of a GenBank genome assembly
CAGACACUUUUCUUUCUCUCGCCGGCACACAAGAAUUCCUUGUUGCUUCCAUGAUCAUGAAUUUAAACUUCAAUCUUAAUUCGAGAAAUCACGAUUUUAUAUGAAUUUUUUCUUUUGGGUUGCAGGAGUGUCAGCAUGGCUAAGAGCUCCUUCAAGCUGGAACAUCCCCUCGAAAGGAGGCAGGCAGAAGCAGGUUGCAUCCGAGAGAAGUAUCCUGAUAGAAUACCAGUAAUUGUUGAGAGGGCUGAGAAGAGUGAUGUGCCUGACAUUGAUAAGAAAAAGUCAGUUUUGUACUUAUUUUGACAACUUAGGAUAUUAUGGUUUCCAUGCUGCUUGGUUCCUGAUUAUUGUGAUUUAUCUGAUACCAUUAACUGAUGUUAUAUUUUCUAUACACUUAAACUUUAGCGUUUUUAGAUUCUUAGAUUUUGUAUUCUUUUUACCUUUGCUCAAAGUAUGUGCCCAUUUUUUACUGAUAAAUGGGUUGCUGUUUGUUAAUAGAAGUAGUUCAUGCUUGAUGUGUUUCUUAUUUUGAAAGUAUUUUUAAUUUUUAUAUGUAGUCUCAAAACUUGUAGGUUAUUGAUUCCAGUGGAUUUAGUUAAUGAAGAUUUAUAUAUCCUUGCUGAAGAAAUGCUUCCGCAUGAUGGUGCUUUGAGGCAAUCUACUGUUUGUUGACAUGAACUAUUGUUGCCAUAAUUUAGCAAUCAUAUUCUUUGGUAACCUCUGCUGUAAUUAUUCAAUGAUAAAUUGGUUUUCGGGUUUGAGGAAUUGCAGAUGCUAAUUAAGGCUUAAAUAACUCUCUAUUGUAACAUGAUUUACUUUAAAAUUCUGAAUACUAAUUCUGCAUUUCCAACCUUGAACAUGCUACUUUGGAUGAAUUCAGGUAUCUGGUUCUUGCUGACCUGACUGUUGGACAAUUUGUCUAUGUUGUCCAGAAGGGGAUUAAGCUCAGUUCUGAGACGGCCAUCUUCAUUUUUGUCAAGAACAUUUUGCCACCCACUGGUGAGAUAAAAGUUAUAUUUUGAA